AUGGUGCGCGUGAGGUCUUACGCGUACGCAAACCUGACCGUUGAUGAGGCGACUACGAAACUUGUCGUCCUCGGCUCCGGCUACAAGAAGUACGCUGCCCCGUCCCAAGCCGGUGAGCCAGCUCGUGCUCGGCGAGUGCGCGUGUUCGCACUGGAAUUCGGUCUGCUGGCUCUCGUGCGGUUGAGGUGGCGCGACCCGCGGCUCAACCUGACCUUCUUCAGGAAGAACAGCUUUGUGGCGCUGCCUUCAUACCUAGAGCACGAGAUCUGGACUCCACGGCUGACCUUUCUGGACGUCAGCGAGGUGCGUCUGUUGGCUGCGACAGCUGAUGACGCCUCGCGCGUCACUCGCAUCCAUGAGGACGGCACCAUUGCGGACACACGCAGGUAUGUGUUCAGAGUGUCCUGUGCCGUAAACCUGGACCUAUACCCUCUGGACACACAGCGUUGUCCGUUCAGAAUCAAGUUGCAACGCCACACCGAGGCCACGGCACAGCUGCAAUGGAUCAGCGUGUUCAAGACUGGCGAGCAAGACGUGUUGUGGUUGCGCGGAGCGCGCUUGCUCACCAUCACGCUGAGCACGAGCGAACAAACGCUUGAAUCAAUCGCAGGAGCUCCAACGCGCUGGUCUUUGCCAGUCCGGUCACAUGUCGAGUGGCUUCCAAACUCUUGGGAGGCUGAAAAAGAUGCCAUCGAACUCGCCAUCGAACUCUUUCCAACGCCUAGGCUAGGGGAGCCCACCUAG
Dermacentor andersoni is the source of this 744-nucleotide messenger RNA. RefSeq names its product gamma-aminobutyric acid receptor subunit pi-like. Gene Ontology annotation, biological process: monoatomic ion transmembrane transport. The record is from RefSeq and is a predicted model, not a curated record. NCBI's taxonomy places the organism in Eukaryota, Metazoa, Arthropoda, Arachnida, Ixodida, Ixodidae. Gene Ontology annotation, molecular function: extracellular ligand-gated monoatomic ion channel activity; transmembrane signaling receptor activity. Gene Ontology annotation, cellular component: membrane.